CAAAAUGACCACGGCCCAUCGUCCAACUUUUCACCCAGCUCGCGGAGGAACCGCUCGUGGUGAAGGAGAUCUGUCGAAGCUCUCGAAUCAAUACUCGUCGAAGGAUAUGCCAUCUCACACCAAAAUGAAGUACAGACAGACCGGACAGGAGACUGAAGCCGAUUUGAGAAAGAAGGAUCUCCGUCGUGAAUUGGAAGACAAGGAGCGAAACGCAAUCCGUGAGAAGCGUGCUCGUGACUCUGCUUCUUCGUCUUCAAGCCAUUCGAAACGCCAACGAAUGGAUCAAAUUGCUGCCGAGUCAGCGGCGUCUGUGGAUGCAGAUGAAGCAGUGGACGAGCUGAAUUCGUCAGACGACGAUGACUCCGAUGAGGAUGACACUGCAGCGUUGAUGGCGGAGCUGGAGAAGAUCAAGAAAGAACGAGCAGAAGAGAAGGCGGCGAGAGACGAGGAAAUUAAGGAGAAGGAGGAGAAGCAAAGAAUGGAGAAUAUUCUAGCCGGAAAUCCACUGCUCAACGAUACUCCAGCCGGAUCCUCCACUUCUGGAGGCGAUUUCACUGUGAAACGACGAUGGGAUGAUGACGUGGUCUUCAAGAAUUGUGCAAAAGGAGUCGAGGAGAGAAAGAAGGAGGUCACAUUCAUCAACGAUGCUAUCAGAUCGGAAUUCCACAAGAAAUUCAUGGACAAAUACAUUAAAUAAUUGAUUUUUGUCUAAUGAUUCAUCCAUUUUUCACUGUUUUCCAUCAAUUUUCACUCAAUUAUAUGCCACUGGCUCGACAAAACAAUAAACGUGAUAUUU
Messenger RNA from Caenorhabditis elegans, 796 nucleotides. It is a transcript of the gene cwc-15, whose product is annotated as Spliceosome-associated protein CWC15 homolog. Gene Ontology annotation, biological process: mRNA splicing, via spliceosome. Bases 5 to 697 code for a protein of 230 amino acids. Gene Ontology annotation, cellular component: nucleus; spliceosomal complex. NCBI's taxonomy places the organism in Eukaryota, Metazoa, Nematoda, Chromadorea, Rhabditida, Rhabditidae. The record is from RefSeq and is marked reviewed. The transcript has 2 exons.